Molecule: messenger RNA, 3847 nt
Organism: Vespula pensylvanica (western yellowjacket)
Lineage: Eukaryota; Metazoa; Arthropoda; Insecta; Hymenoptera; Vespidae
Exons: 7
Coding region: 727-2712 (661 amino acids)
Source: RefSeq, a predicted model, not a curated record
UAUAUACACACACACACACGCACACAUAAAGAAGAGAGAAUUUUGCGUUAAUGUAUUGGAAUGGGAAACGAGUAAAAAUAUUCAUCAUUUUCUUGGCUCUCGUUAUAUUAUAAUAGAUGUUAUAGGGCAUGAUUGAUCAGUUCUUAAACGUAUCGAAUAACGUGUAGUGAGAGUGUUAUUAAUUCACCUCUUUCAACGAGUAACUGUUUGUGAUAGUGGUGGUACCGGUGACAGUCGACUCUCGAUAACUUGAGAGAUUAAUGAGAUCAUCUGGAGAAAUCGAUGUCAUACGAGAAUUUCAUCUUUCUCUCUCUUCGGCGUUUACUCAGAAUAUUAUUUCUUGAUGUAUAAUCGAAUAUAGCGAAUGUGGGGUUAUCCUAAGAGAUCUUCGUUAAAUUCGAAGAAAGAGCUAGAAGCUAAAGAUUCUAAUCAGGAAAUAGUCAUCGUUGAAGAGGAUCGCUCGAUGAUUGGUUUGCCUUGUCAAGAAAGAAGAUAUGAGACAUACGAGGAGGUUCAAGAGAAUGAACGUUCGUGCGAAGAUCAGAGAUUCGAAAGAAAAGAGAACGUGGUGGAACAAAGGGAAAGGGAAAUUUUAAGGGUUAAGAGUUUGGAAAUGCCGAUACCACCGGCAUUAGCUUUCAAUUGGAAGAACAAGUGGGAGUGUGAGCCCAAUUCGAAGGACAUCUGAUUGUUCAGUGAAAGAAGCGCGAUCUUAACAACAGUAUAAUGACGUGGAAAGCAAAGUGGUCGUGCUUCGCUGAGUGCUUUUGUCGAAGACCUGGUAUAGUUUUACUCCUUCUUCCGUGUCUUGUCAUUGCGACAUUAUAUUUUGUUUCCGAAGAAAACAUCGACUAUACGAAUUUGCAAUAUUCGUCCUACAGAUUCUACAACGAUACGAACGGUACGAUGGACGGUUUUCUUGUGUGGAAUUCAAAAUGUCAUAUGCUAUCGAAGGAUGCCUUAGAUCCGUCGAUCAUACAGUUUGUGAAAAGGGAAAAGUUCGAGAAAUGUUUUAAGGAAAACCUUUACACGCGAAUAUCGAAAGGGGCAAACGAUACCGUGACCCUUCUCCUCGAUCCAAAAGUCGUGGCUGCUUAUAAAAAUAUGUUUUGUUGUUGGUCGCCGGUAAUUAGACCAAACUUUGAUAAUCCGAGAAAGCACAAAUUCGAUUCUACGAUAACAGUGAAACAAUGUGAAAGUUUGAAAACGCAAGCGACGAUACCGGAUGACGUGGAAGUUGUCUUGGUCAGCUGUAAAAAUAAAUCAAAGAAGAAAAAGACACAAAAGAUAUAUGAAAAUGUCCAUGCCAUUUUGAAUCCACGUAAGGUCUAUGAUCGUUUGGAGAACGGCACGAAUAACAAUGCGACGUAUAGUCUCUCGAGAAAACUCAGUAUUCUCGUUCUUGGUAUCGAUAGCGUGAGUCGAUUGAAUUUUCAAAGAAGUAUGCCAAAGACUGAAAAGUAUCUUCGCGAGACCGGUUGGAUCGGCUUGAAGGGAUACAACAAGAUGGGCGACAACACUUUUCCAAACUUGAUGGCAAUUUUAACCGGUCAGAAUCAAGAACAGGCGUACUCGAGAUGUAAACCUUCGGAAGCUUAUAAACUUGAUCGUUGUCCUUUCCUCUGGUAUAAUUUCCGCAAUGCAGGAUACAUCACGGCAUACGGCGAGGACGAGACUGCCUUGAAUACAUUUAACUAUCUAAAAGUAGGUUUCGUGCAACCACCAACCGACUAUUACCUACGGCCUUACAUGUUGGCAAGCGAAAAGCUUCUUAAAUCUAAGAAUAGAUUUAAUCUCAAAUAUUGCACUGGCCCCGAAACGAGCUUUGAUAGGAUCUUUGAUUAUGCUAUGAACUUUGCUCAAACGUUCAUGAACGUACCAUAUUUUGGAUUUUUUUGGACUAAUUCGAUAAGCCACGAGAACGUGAAUGGACCAUCCUUGAUGGAUUCCGAAAUGUUUCGAAAACUGCAAAUUCUCAAAAAGGAAGGCGUUCUUAACGACACGAUGAUCGUGUUUUUGAGUGAUCACGGCAUGCGUUGGGGUAACAUUAGAGAAACGUUCGUUGGUUGGUACGAGGAAAGAUUACCUUUCAUCUAUAUAUGGCUACCAGAUUGGUUUCGUAAUGAAAAUCCGGAUGCUUAUCAGGCUCUGAAAUUAAAUGAAAAUCGUCUGACUUCUCCGUUCGAUCUCUACGAAACAUUCAGGGAUAUUUUGCUGGCAGCUGGCGGAGAUGCCGAUGUUUCUCCAGGUUGUCCAAGCUGUUACAGUCUGUUCGAGCCAGUCCCAAAAGAAAGGUCGUGUCAAGAUGCUUCGGUCGCACCUCAUUGGUGUGCCUGUACAGCUUUUAGGACAGUUAGUACAAAUGAAAAAAUCGUGAUCGGUGGUGUGAACAGUUUUUUAAAUCAUAUCGAAAAUAUCGUGAAGGAUUACAAGAAUAAGAAGGGUAAAAGAUUGUGCGCGAAACUCCAGCUGAAGAAAAUAUAUCGGGCCGAUCAGAUAUUACAUUUCAAUGAUAAAAAUUCAACGAGCAUAGAAUAUUUCUGUAUGAUUCAGGUGACCCCAGGAAAUGGUAAAUUCGAGUUCACCGUACGAUAUAAUAGCGACGCUAGUUAUACCGUGUCGGAUCAUGAAGUGAGUAGGAUUAAUCCUUAUGCUACGAGUGCCAAGUGUUUGAAUCACGGUAUGAAACAAUAUUGCUAUUGUAUCAAUUAGUAUCAAAAAUUUCGAUUGCAAUUUUUACUAAUAUUGUACAUACAUACAUACAUACAUACAUACAUACAUACAUACGCGUGCCGUCUUAAGCCGAUCUCCAAUAUUUAGAAACGUUAGUGAACAUUAACGUAACAGUUACGUAAAGACUCAGGAAUAUAUGGAGGUCAUAGAUUAUUAAAGAAUUAUCGCAUGGCAAUUGGGCAAGAUAUACAUUCACCAAGUUUGCAAAAUAUUAUAAAAGAAAUAAUUGAGUUACGUUAGAUGAGCCAAUACAACGAAAUAUGAUAUUAUAAAAUGCAAUGACUUUAAGUCCGAUAUAUUCAAGUUAAACGGCAUGAAUAAUUUUAAUUAUUUAGAGAAGAUAAAUAAAACAAUCGUAAGGCUUAGUAAAUGAUCAUCGAGGAACUCGUGCUAAAAUAUUAUCGACAUUUGCAAAUUCGAGGAGGUUUUAAUUCUUUUCUAUUAUCUUUUACGCUUUUCGAUAUUCUCCCUCUAUCUUCCUCUGAUAUGAAGCUUACAAUUGUAAAUAGUAUCGAUCAAUUUGUUAUAUUCCAAUGGCUAUGCGAUAUAAAUAAAAGAAAAAUGGUAUAUCUUAUGAUUCGUAAAAUUUGUCGAAUGAAAAAAAUCUUCAGGACCAAUAUCUUCACAAUGAUCACAUUAAUAAGUUUCUUUUUCUUUCGUCUUUGAUGAAAUGAGAUUACUUACUAUUCAUAAAAUGCAGCUUAGUCAUUGAAUGACAAAUUAAUUCUUUUUGUGUUCUCUGUUUUUAUUUUCAAUAAUAUAUUAUAAAUCAUGUCGGAAGCUUCUGAUACGAUAGCAUUAUCAUGCAGUAUCAAUAUUGUCACAGAGCGAUAGCGUCGUCGGUAAAUCAAUGCGAAUAAUUAAUGAUUUAAGAAGGCUUUGUAUCGUGAAUGCGCUAUCUAAAUAUGCUACAUAUCUUAAUAAAAAGAGAAGUUAAUACGAAAGACGUGUGUCUUACCAUGUGUAUCCGCGCGCGAGGUUGUAUGUGUGUGUAAAUUUGAAAAAAGUUUUAUAAGUCAGGACAGUUUCCAUUUGAAAAGUAUAAAGCUUUGUACGAUUCUACAUAUCACGUCUCGUAGCUGCUGAGCUGUGAUUAAAAACAUAUUAUAUUAUA